Messenger RNA from Pyricularia oryzae 70-15, 4875 nucleotides. RefSeq names its product UDP-glucose,sterol transferase. The transcript has a single exon. Gene Ontology annotation, molecular function: UDP-glycosyltransferase activity; hexosyltransferase activity. The coding region runs from base 543 to 4514 and encodes 1323 amino acids. Gene Ontology annotation, biological process: carbohydrate metabolic process. NCBI's taxonomy places the organism in Eukaryota, Fungi, Ascomycota, Sordariomycetes, Magnaporthales, Pyriculariaceae. The record is from RefSeq and is a predicted model, not a curated record.
UUUUAGCCACAUGCUUUGAGGAAACUGGAUGGUUAAUAUCAUAUCGUGCCUGCCAGAGAGCUGUACUGUACUACCUCGUAGCAAGAGUCAGCCCCGUUCCAUUCCAGCUAGUUUGUGUGUGUGUCCGGACACCAUUUUGGAAAGUUUGACGGUGUAUGCACAUCACAUUUUCGUGCGCCAUCUGAGCUGACCUGGUCUAGCGCUUCGGCAUCAGCUAGAGCGGCCGGUUCAUCAACCAACACCUGCCUUGCCUCCUACCUAACCUGGAAUUACCAAACGACCAAAAGUAAUAUACUACUCUAUCCUGGUAGUUUUGGACCAAGUUUGUUCGAAUAAUGAGCUCCAGAACAUAAACACGGUUUACAUAUUGCAUCACUUUAAUUUUCGACGCCACUGCCUUUUAUCAACCGCCGCGGUCCUCUAUCAACAGCCGAUGAUCGAGGAAUGCAACUAUAGCCACUAUUCCAAAACACUCGACACUCAAGCUAGGCAGCUAGGUUAGCUUUCUAGGUUGCUUGGCCGCUCAGGGCACGACCGCAGCAAUGGCUGCCGCCGGGGAUCUCGUCUUCAACACAACAAAGGAACUCGAGUCACGUUCGUCGUCUGAUCAAGAACUGUCGUUCGAGACGGAGAGAAGAAACGAUGGCAAGGAUGCCACGGUCCUCCGCGACAGACAGACGGGUAAUGUCGCCUAUCCGACGCUUGUGCCUCCCCACCCCGAGGACUUUCAGAACCAAACCGCUGGCGUCGGCUCCAGCGCAAGUGCCGGCAAGAAACCCGAGCCCCCAAAGCCAGGCGAGCACCCGCCAAAGACGCAUUCCGAUCCGCUCCAGCGGUUUUCGGGCGACGACGAGCAGUUCAGGCCACGGCCGUUUGGGGGCCAGCGGGCGAUGACCGAAGCGAUACCGCCCCGGGAAGGCACGCGCCGGUUCUCGGGUAUGCCCGGGCGCCUGCAGCGAGCCGGCACAAACGUACCCGACAUGCAGCGGGCGCUGUGGCGAGGUGACCAUGACGACUCUAGCAGCUCGUCUUCAUCCUCGGAGGAUGAGACGACACAGGCCCAACAGGACAAGAAACAGAAGCGCGUCAAGAAGAAGCUGCAGAAACAAAAGAGCGACGACCCUUAUAGGAAGUUCCGCGUGGGCAACGACAACUACCACACCAAGGGUAAGGUUAAGCGCGACGGUCGUUUGUCCAUCUCGGUGAACGACACCAGUAGCACCGGGUACCUCGCAAAGGCCAUCGGGUCGGCAGUUAAGAAGGUCGUCCCCAAGGCAAAGGAGGCAACGUCAGAUAACGAAGAUGUCGAAGAUUACGUCUCGAGGCCUACGGGCUCGAGGGCGUCGUCUGUUACUACAGUCGCAAUGGCCAACGUGCCCUGCCCGAAACUCAACAUCGUUAUCAUGGUUAUUGGUUCCCGUGGAGACGCCCAACCUUUCCUCAAGAUCGGUCAGGUUCUCAAGCAACAAUAUGGCCAUCGAGUCCGUAUCGCCACCCACCCGGCCUUUAAAGAUUUUGUCGAAAAGGACUCGGGUCUUGAGUUUUUCUCAGUGGGAGGCGACCCUUCGGAGUUGAUGGCCUUCAUGGUCAAGAAUCCCGGCAUGAUACCCAAACUGGAGACAGUCAAGGCUGGAGACAUUGGUCGCAGGAGAGCAGCCAUGGCGGAGAUGUUUGAGGGUUUCUGGAGGGCUUGCAUCCACGCAACAGACGACCCCAAGGACCAGGAUAACCUGCGAUUGAUGGGUGACAAGCCUCCAUUCAUUGCAGAUGCAAUCAUCGCCAACCCACCCAGUUUCGCGCACUACCACAUAGCUGAAGCCCUGGGGAUCCCGCUGCAUCUCAUGUUUACCUUCCCGUACACUCCUACCCAGGCUUUCCCUCAUCCUCUGGCCAGCAUCAAAACAUCGAAUGUCGACCCUGGUUACACCAACUUUAUCUCGUAUCCACUGGUCGAGAUGAUGGUGUGGCAAGGACUAGGCGACUUGGUCAACGAUUUCCGAGUGAAGACACUGGGUUUGGAUCCAGUCUCGACUCUCUGGGCGCCAGGCGCUACGUAUCGACUUCAUGUUCCCUUCACUUAUCUUUGGAGCCCUGGUCUGGUUCCCAAGCCAGAGGACUGGGGUGAUGAGAUUGACAUCUCGGGCUUCGUGUUCCUCGACCUGGCCUCUUCAUUCAAGCCACCAGACGACUUGGUCAAAUUUUUGGACGAUGGGGAUCCUCCAAUCUACAUUGGAUUUGGGUCUAUCGUGGUAGACGAUCCCGAUCACUUCACAGAAAUGAUAUUCGAGGCAGUAAAGCAAGCAGGUGUGCGAGCCCUGGUUUCCAAAGGCUGGGGUAAGCUCGGUGGUGAGAACGUUCCUGACAACGUCUACAUGCUCGAGAAUACCCCUCACGACUGGCUAUUCCCUCGCGUCUCUGCUUGUGUCAUACAUGGCGGUGCCGGGACGACGGCUAUCUCGUUGAAAUGUGGCAAACCAACAAUGGUUGUCCCCUUCUUCGGUGAUCAACACUUCUGGGGUAGCAUGCUGGAGCGCUGCGGUGCCGGCCCCGAGCCUGUGCCUUAUAAACGUCUCACUGCGGAGAAGCUGGCCGAGGGGAUAAAAUACUGCCUUAGCGAUGAAGCCAAGAAGGCGGCCACUGAGAUCGCUCGAGACAUAGAGCAAGAAGGCGACGGGGCCGAAAACGCAUGCAGAUCGUUUCAUAAGCAUCUGACGCUCCAAGGAACACAUUCCAUGCGCUGCUGUGUUCUCGAGGACCACGUGGCCAUCUGGCAUCUUAAACAUACCAACAUACGGCUCAGCGCCAUGGCCGCGGAGAUCCUUGCCAGCAAGAACGCAUUGUCCUGGCGCAAGCUCAAGCUUAUUCGCCACCGAGAAUGGAACGAUUUUGAGGGCCCCGGAGAACCUGUGACGGGUCUGGCUGGCUCGCUAGUCACCACAGUCGGUGAUGUUGUUGGAGGUGUGGGAAGUGUACCGAUGCGCAUUGCCAAAAGCUCAAACAAAAGGAGGGAGCGUAAGGAGAAGAAGGAGAAGCGAAGAGCACGCCGCGAAGCACGAGAAAAGGCCAAGGAGGGCAAAGGUCAGGACACAGAGGCUGAGAAUGAGAAGGCCGAGACUGGGAAUGACAAGAAGGACGACUCUUCCAAGUCAAAGUCUGCCGAACCAUCGGACAAGCAGGCCAAUUCUGGCAAGGAGACCUCCAAGACACCAGAUAGCACUUCGGAUUCCAAGGAGAAGCCAACGACAGAAGGGAAGCCAUCUGAAAAAGGCCCCCACAACGCGGAUAACGAAAAGGCCGGUGAUGAGCUUGAAGGUACCGAAGCUCAAGAUCAUGCUCAACCUUCAAAGGAGCCUCCUUCACAGUCACCAAAACGUGGUGCAAACCCGCAUCGGGAGAGCUACGCUAGUUCCUUGGCCACAACUGCGACCACGGACACCUCAGAUGAGACAAGUCGAGCCCAUGACUUUGCGCAGAACGUAGGGAAGGGCGUCGGCAAGUCGGCACAUGCACUGGCACGGGCACCCGUCGACAUGUCGCUCGCAGUCGCUCAAGGUUUUCACAACGCUCCGCGUCUCUACGGAGAUGACACUGUGAGGAGGCCUUUGCGGGUGACUGGCAUGCGGUCAGGACUGCGGGCAGCUCGACGCGAGUUUGGCUAUGGCGUUUACGACGCCUUCACCGGAGUCGUUCGCCUCCCUGUGCGCGGUGCGCGCGACUCGGGCGCCAAAGGCUUUGCCAAAGGCGUCGGCAUGGGUAUGAUGGGAUUCGUGCUCAAGAACUUUGCUGCCAUAGCCGGGCCUGGUGCGUACACGCUCAAGGGUGUGGCCAAGCAGCUAGAAAAGGGCCGAUCGCCUGUCAAGCAUCUCCGCAGGGCGCGAAUAGUGCAGGCCCAUCGGGAGUGGCAGUCUUUAGACCGUGAAGGACAACAGAAGCUUGCUGAUCGCAUUCUCGAGGGCUGGAAAGUCCUGCAGCGUCUUGCACGCGCGCUGGAGGAGGCGGAGCGCAAAGAAUCUGGAGGCAUCCGGGGUCGCCUCUCGGCGAGACGCCGGCGCGGCAUUGGAGCUGCCUUUGAAAGCGUCGAGAUCGCUCAGCGCGCGCUCACCGGUAUUGAAGAGGGACGACUCGAGCAAGUUGUUGAGAAGGGAGCCCGGCGCGAGAGUGACGGCCGUAGCAAGGUUGAGCGGAGGGUCAAGAGGGAGAAGAAGAAGCAGGUCGCCGAGCAUGCGGGUGAGAAGCGCAAGGAGGACGAGGAAAAUAGCAAGCGGGGGAGUACAGAGCAGUCUACCGAUGGCCGCUCCCGCCGCUCGGGUGCCGACGACCAAGAACAGGGUCCAGGCGGGCAGAAGACGAAGAUUCCCGAAAACAACAAGACCGACAACGACAGUGGCAAGUCCUUGGACGGGAAGGAAGGCAGGAACACAGACGGCAACCAUAUUGCCUUUGCCAACGAUCCCCGCACCCCACAUGGUCCAGGAGAGCUAGAAAAGCCUGCUCCCAGCAAGAUAGCCACCUAGAAAAGGGCUUUGCUGCUGUUCAGGUUCAAGUAGACAGGGUCAGAUCAGGAUUCCCGAAACAAACAGUUAUGAAGGCAUUGGACAACCAGAUGGCAUGGUGUGAUGGUUUUGUUUGAGGCAAGUUAAUGGUAAUGGAGGUUCAGACCGACAAGCAGAUUGAAGCAACACAGUAUUGAACAGGUCUGCGAUCUCUUCUUUUUUCCCGGAUAAACCGGGAGCAUGUUGAUGAAGAUGGAUACCCCUUUUUGUUUUUUGUUUUUUUCUUUUGUUACUACUACACCCCUAGGCAACAGUGUACAUGGUUUGCGACGCACAUAUAAUACCACUAUAGCAACAAGAAAUAUACAUACAUCAUAUGCAG